GUAUGGCUGAAUGGAUAAAGAAGCAAGCAGAUCGGGAAGCAGAGAAAGAACAGAGGCGAUUGGAACGAUUACAGCGCAAGCUUGCUGAGCCAAAGCACUAUUUCUCUGACCCACAGUACGAGCAGCAAUUGGAUGAAAUGUCUGAACGCCUGGAGGAUUCAGUGCUUAAAGGUUUACAAGCGUCAUCGAGUGAUGUGGUGUCAGCAGAGAGUGGAGCAGUUCGAAAACGUGCACUCCCUGCCACAAAUACAGAGGCAAAGGGCGGAAAGAAAAAAUGUCUCUGGAUGGGAGCAAUGGAUUUAGAAGAAUCUGGGAGCUCUGAUGAGGAGAGCACAGCAGACAGUGACUCCUCUGAUGAGGUUCCAUCUCACUCCAAGAGUCCUGUGGAGUGCGAAAGUGUAAAGAAUGGCAAUGUUGACAUUGAGAAGGACUUGUAUCCUAGCCCCUGUGCUGACUCGUCUGUGCCUGAGCCGACUUCGAUACAGCAGGAAACUCUAAACCAAACAGAACCGGAAGUCAGCAGCAAAAUGGAACCAACUGCUUCGAGUUCACAGGACAGCAACAAGCUUGUAACAGAAGAGGGUGCCAGAGAGAGUUCUGAAGAGGUGGAGAAAGUCCCAACUGAUACACAGGAUGAUGAGAAUGCACCAAAGGCUGUUGUAAGUCCUGGUUUCUUUUAUGGUUUCUUAAUUUUUGUAAUGGAGGUUAUUCCAAAAUAAGUGUUAUG
Messenger RNA from Rhincodon typus (whale shark), 727 nucleotides. RefSeq names its product SDE2 telomere maintenance homolog (S. pombe). Gene Ontology annotation, cellular component: nucleus. The coding region runs from base 3 to 719 and encodes 238 amino acids. The transcript has 3 exons. The record is from RefSeq and is a predicted model, not a curated record. Lineage: Eukaryota; Metazoa; Chordata; Chondrichthyes; Orectolobiformes; Rhincodontidae.